Molecule: messenger RNA, 780 nt
Organism: Pyrenophora tritici-repentis Pt-1C-BFP
Lineage: Eukaryota; Fungi; Ascomycota; Dothideomycetes; Pleosporales; Pleosporaceae
Source: RefSeq, a predicted model, not a curated record
AUGUGCAAUGUGGUUUCUUCCUUUGGUUUGUCGAACCGGAAGGAGCAAGAGGCUGAAGCUAAGGCUAAGGCUGAGGAGAAAGCGGCAGAAGCAGCGGAAAAAUCCACGACCAAUUCCGACAGAGAAGGCAGCCAGACUGUCGUUGCUACAAUACCCAAACGAGAGCCUUCUCUCACUCCUCCACCAUCCACGAGCGAACCCAGCCCACCAGAAUCGAGUCUCAAGCGCACACGUUCUAUCAGUGUUGAAUCGGACAAUGAGGAGGAGCUUAGGGAAGCUUUAGGCGCGGCAGGACCAUCCAGAAGUACUGUCAGGGCAUUGGACUUCAUGACUCCCACACCCAAGAAACCAAAGAUAAUGUCGCAGCCUGAGUACCACGAGACUUCUGGACUUCCAACACCUCAGACGGCCCAACCGAUGGCAACAAUAUCUUCCUCUUUCGAUAUAACGCCAACGCCAAGUCGGUUUACUAAUGCUUCAGACGAGGACCUCGUCCAGAGCUUCUUUGGUCUAUUAGGCGCAGCAAAUGUGCCCCUAGACGAUAUCACUAAAAACCAGCUCCAUUCGACCCUGCUCAGACACGCGAAGAAUAUAGAAGGGUACAAAAGAGAUCAAAAGCUGUUCCGUUUUCAGGCGGAGGCCAGAAUAGCCAAGCUUGAAGCAGACCUAAAGGUCAAGGAAAUUGAGAAUGAGAAUCUCAUCUGGCAGACGGUUCCUCGCUGGGAACCACCAAACAGCGUCAUGACGUUCAAUGCCCCGAACACUGCAUCUAGUGUUUAG